AGCUACUUGUGAUGGCAAUUGACUGGAUAUGUUUUAAUCAUCACUGUGUGCAAUCAAACGCUGCGCUUCUUUGAUGACGUAAUGUCUUUGUUUAGCUUCAUCUUGUUUCAAACAAGGUAAAUUUUUAAUUUGUUGUGAGAGGGAAAUUUGCAAGGAACAUGCGACUUAUGCCAAGGAAUAAGUAUAUUGCUCUCUGCUUCCUCGCCAUUGUAUUCAUGUUGAUCACCAUGCUAACUGACUCCAGUCGAAACCUCGGAAACAUGAGGACGAAAUGGAUCAGUGAAAUCCAACAAAGAGUAAUGCUCAAGAUGAAUACGUCAACAUUAAGCCAGACUGACAUAAAUCUACGUAGUCAAAAUUGGCAGGAAGCAUACACCAAUAUUAAUAGAAGAGAAGCCCUUCUUUUCGGAAAAUUUCCCAGCAAAAUGGGUUUCCUAACCAUAGGAAUUCCUUCCGUCAAAAGACGCAACAUGACCUAUCUCGAGAAUACACUUCAGUCUUUGGUGUCAAAAGCAUCACCAGAGGAUCGCGGAAGAGUAAUUAUUGUGGUGUUUUUGACUGAUAGUAAUCACACUUGGGUGAUCCAUCGAGCCAAGGAAGUCUACAAAAGAUUCAAAGAACAUGUAGAUUCCGGUUUUAUACAAAUUGUACAUCCACCACACAUCCUUUACCCUAACUUCCGGUUGCUGGAGCGCCGGUUCAAUGACAGCCCGGAGAGAGUGGCCUGGCGGAGCAAGCAGAAUUUAGACUACUCUUAUUUGAUGACGUACUCACAACCUCUGUCGAAAUAUUACCUACAGUUAGAGGAUGACGUCAUUGUUACUAAUAAUUACACACGUAAACUGAAAGAUUUUAUAAAUAGAAACCCAAACAAAUGGCUUUUCUUGCGUAUGUCAAAACUUGGAUUCAUUGGGCUUCUAUUUAAAAAUUCUGAUUUAUUGAAAGUUGCUGAAUUUUUACGUAUAUUAUUUGACGAAAAACCCUGUGAUCUCCUUAUAAAUGAUUUACGUGUCAUCAAAGGACAAACAAAAGAUAUAUUACUGUCUCCCUCCUUAUUUCAACAUAUGGGUGUUAUUUCCUCUUUAAAACAUCAAAUUCGGCAUGUCAAAGAUAAAACAUUUAAGGAUUAAUUCUUUUAUUUCUCUGCGUCUCCAAAUUAUCAUUCUCAGUCAAUAGAGACAAUUAUUCCCUUUUUGAAAGUCAAAGAAAAAUGAACAAGGAAAAGCAUUUUG
Molecule: messenger RNA, 1232 nt
Organism: Saccostrea cuccullata (small rock oyster)
Lineage: Eukaryota; Metazoa; Mollusca; Bivalvia; Ostreida; Ostreidae
Product: alpha-1,3-mannosyl-glycoprotein 4-beta-N-acetylglucosaminyltransferase C-like
Exons: 5
Coding region: 159-1130 (323 amino acids)
Biological process (GO): protein N-linked glycosylation
Molecular function (GO): acetylglucosaminyltransferase activity
Source: RefSeq, a predicted model, not a curated record